Peronospora belbahrii is the source of this 543-nucleotide messenger RNA. Lineage: Eukaryota; Oomycota; Peronosporomycetes; Peronosporales; Peronosporaceae. The record is from the annotation of a GenBank genome assembly.
AUGAAAGAAGUCGCUGAUGGCUGUUUCCAGCAGCUUUACGGUGAGAUUGUUCGCUCCAUGCUAGAACGUUAUCCAUGGCAGAUGAAAGACGGAGGAGAAGAUAUCAUUCCAACACCAGAAGAGGCUGCUGUUCAUCGUGAGGCUGUUAUUGUGAAAUUAGAGGCCAUGGGCUAUGACGUUGGCUAUCGAUUGGCAGAAAAAGAAGCGAGAGAUAUAUCUCGUAUGUUAGAGCCAUUGGAUGUGAUUAAAUUUGUCUGCAAAGACUUUUGGAUCGCCAUUUUUAAGAAACAAAUUGACAAGUUGCAGACAAAUCAUCGCGGUGUGUUUGUGGUGCAAGAUUUUAGUUUUCGCUGGUUGGCUGGUAUUUCUGCUGCAACAGAGAAAGAGACGAGGGAAAUGGCUUUACUUUUUCUUGUUUUUCCUUGUGGCUUGAUUCGAGGUGCACUUGCUAAUCUCGGGCUUACGGCUAUCGUCAAUGGGGACAUUCCAGACGUUCGUGUGCUGCCUGGGUGUUUAUUUAACAUUAAGAUUAAGCAGGGAUGA